GUACACUAUGAAUUCGAAGUACAAAUGUAUUGUGAUGUCACAAAAAUCCCCGAUUCAAUAUCUUUCACUGAUGAAUGCACGUACAAAAUGCAUGUAAAAUCUAAUAUAUGAUAAUUCAUCAUAAACAAUUCGAAACAUUAUCGACCAGUGGUAUGAACUAGAACUGUUCAUCAAGUGUGUACAGAAUAAGCCAACACCCCGUCUGAGGCCUCUACAAGAUUACCCGGCCAGCGAGCAACAAGGUACUGGUUUUUCCUAACGGGAUUAGUGAAGAGAUCGCAUCGGACAUUGCUGGUCAUUCGGACAGUGCUGGUCAGUGAGCAGCAUGGAUACUGUUAUUGGGCAUGGAGAGUCUAACGGGCCAGUCAGGGUGCGGAACCCACACAUCAAGUCCCUCAGCGUCGAUCACCUAUACCACAUCGCCCUUGACACCUCGGACAUAAACAAACUCGAGACCCUCUUCGGGGAUGUCAAGUUCGUAUGUUUCGGGGGUUCGCCUUCCCGGAUGGAAGGGUUUGUUGACUACAUCAACAGAGAACUAGGCCUCAACGAAAAUGGCCAUUGUCCGCAGAACUACGCUGCCGGGACUGACCGCUACUGUGUGUACAAAGCGGGACCAGUUCUGUCUGUUAGCCACGGGAUCGGAAUGCCUUCCCUGUCGGUCGUGUUCAACGAAAUCGUCAAACUCAUGCACUAUGCCAAAUGCCGUGACGUAACGUUUUUCAGAAUAGGAACAAGUGGAGGAAUCGGUGUAGAGCCGGGCAGUGUAGUCCUAACAGAGAAGGCAGUUGACGGCGAGUUUUCACACUUCUAUAAGAUGUUUAUCCUUGGAAAGAGGGUAGAGAGACCAGCUAUCGUAGAUGAGGAUCUUAUCCGGGAUCUGGAGGCGUGUGGGAGGGAUGACGAUGACUUUCAAACUGUCAAAGGGACCACUAUGUGUACAGAAGACUUUUACGAAUGUCAAGCAAGAUUGGAUGGCGCAUUCUGUGACUUUAAUGAAGAGGAUAAAAUGGCUUUUAUGCAAACGUUGAAGGAUCAUAAUAUCUGUAAUAUUGAAAUGGAAUCUCUGGGCUUUCUGGCGCUGUGUCGACAUGCAGGAAUCAAAGGUGCUGUGGCGUGUGUGACACUCCUUGAUAGACUGAAACAGGACUACAUCACUGUGGAUAUACCCAAACUCAAACUAUGGCAGCUCCGCCCCCAGAUGUUAAUUAGCCGCUACAUAAAGAAGAAGAUAGGAGCAGAAUUUGGCUAACUAUCAUCCAUGCGGUUCAUUAGAUAUUGCCUACACUUUGAGCAACUGUAGUGUUAUUUAAGACAUAUCGUGCCCAAGAAAAAAUACAUUGUGGAAACUGUUCGAAAAAUGUGAUUUUGUUUUGAAUUUUUUUAUUACUUCAAGUCAAAAUGUAAUCUCCAAUGAUUUCAUUGGCUGGGUGAACGUGUUCCGAUGAGUCCGAAACUUUUGGUCUAGGUAACCUAUCCAUACAUCACGACACCUGUCGGAUAUAUAUGAUUAUAUCUUUAAUUUAAAUAACAAAUAAAAAGCUUGAAUUUAAAAAUACAGACUAUGCAAAACAUGAAACAUGAUUUUUACGGUCGUAGUGCUAAUAAUUUCACUUUCUUAUUCCGAGGUUUUAAGAAAAAUACUCUGCGCUACAACUUUUUUUUGUAAGAGUUAUUUUGUUUUAUACUAAACAGAUAAUGUUACUUUAAUACGUUAUGAUAUGUUGGAAUAAUAGUCAUAAGAAUUAAACAUUACCCCAUACUGAAAUCCAAUUUCGUGAUGGCAUUUAUCUCCCGCGUUCUGACGGCACGGAAGACACACAAGGCCGUGUCCUGGGGCGUUGUUCCACCUCCCAAGAUGGAGUAUGUUGUAUGUAGUACGAUGUCUUAUAAAACCUGUCGACAUCAUUGUGAAACUUUCUUAAGAUUAAGUUUCUAUAAACAUCUAACAAAAGUGUCUGUCGAUGAAAUGAUGUUCAGUAUCCAAAUUAUACUUAAUUAUUCUAAAACCUUUAUACUUUUACCUCUAAAUUCCUCAGGUAGGUUUGCACCUUAACGUCGAAUGGGGCCAGAAACAUUUCGAUCACAAAUUAAAUGUCGUAGUAAAUCUUUUUUCUGAAGACUUGUUAUGUUUAACACUUUUGAGGAAAAAACCCGUCAUUGAUUCAAAUUGAAAUUCUUAAAAGAAAUAAAUCUCUUACAGGGAAAUGUACACUUUAGACCUUGUAAUGAAGAGUAAGUAAAUAUUGAAUCACUGAUUUUACAUAAUCUUUUGGUGUGAAGGUUUUUUCAUUAUCUUGUGUUGGACUAUGAGUAUAUCACCGGGUUGUAUAUUAUCUUGUGUUGGAAUAUUAGUAUAUCACCGAGUAGUAUAUUAUCUUGUGUUGGAAUAUUAGUAUAUCACCGGGUUGUAUAUUAUCUUGUGUUGGAAUAUUAGUAUAUCACCGGGUUGUAUAUUGUCUUGUGUUGGAAUAUUAGUAUAUCAACGGGUUGUAUAUUAUCUUGUGUUGGAAUAUUAGUAUAUCACCGAGUAGUAUAUUAUCUUGUGUUGGAAUAUUAGUAUAUCACCGGGUUGUAUAUUAUCGUGUGUUGGACAUAUAGUAUAUCACCGGCUUUUAUAUAAUCUUGUGGUGUAAAAUUAGUAUUUCUACGGGUUGUAUAUUAUCUUGUUGUGUAAAACUUGUAUAUCACCGGUUUGUAUAUUAUCCUGUAAUGUGAAGCUAGUAUUACCAAGUUGUAUAUUAUCAUUUGUGGGACAAUGUGUAUACCACUGUGUGGUAUAUUAUCUUGUGUUGGGCAAAAAAUAUAUAACUAUAACAUUAUGCAUUUCGACAACGUAUAUUCUUACCUAACGCAGUCAUGUUUUCUGUUUUGCCGACUUACUCAGUUACGUGCCACGGAGAUAUUUUUCCUGAUACAAAUACUAUGUCUGAGUUAACGCCUUAUAUAUCGGCUCAUAGAAGCGUGCUCAUAACACUUUAUGUUUAAUAAAGGUCCCUGUGUGUUGGUGGUGUUUGAAACCUCGGUGCAUGAAAUGAUACCGGCGCCAAAUUUGACUAUUCAUAGCCAUAUAUGUAUACUAUUUUAUACAUUAUGUUUUGUGUUUAUUUGAAAUGUAUAUUUUGUAUCUCAGUGUGAUAUUAAAACACAUAAUAUGUCCA
Molecule: messenger RNA, 3161 nt
Organism: Mizuhopecten yessoensis (Yesso scallop)
Lineage: Eukaryota; Metazoa; Mollusca; Bivalvia; Pectinida; Pectinidae
Product: uridine phosphorylase 1-like
Exons: 8
Coding region: 326-1252 (308 amino acids)
Biological process (GO): nucleotide catabolic process; uridine catabolic process
Cellular component (GO): cytosol; cytoplasm
Molecular function (GO): uridine phosphorylase activity
Source: RefSeq, a predicted model, not a curated record